AUGUUCGUCAAUCCUAUUUUCGGGGCGGCCAUCCUUGGGGCUCUGGUCCUCGUGUAUUUGGGCCGCUGCUACUCAUCUCCGUUAUGGAACAUUCCAGGCCCAGCACUGUCAAAGGUCACCUCUUUUGUCUUGAGAUGGCACGAAUUUGGCGCCAAUCGAACGCUAUACAUCCACUCUCUUCACUUGAAGUACGGUCCAGUGGUGCGCAUUGCGCCCAAUGAGGUCUCAUUUACGUCUUAUGAGGCUAUCAAAGAGGUCUACGGAUCGCUGGGAAGCGGUUAUGACAAGCAUAAUUUCUAUGAUCUUUUCAGGGUGUUUGGGCGCAGAACAAUGUUUUCAACCCUCAUGAAGGGCGAUCACGCCAAGCGCAAGCGAAUUCUGGCUGAUCGCUAUGCCAAUAGUAACGUCAUGAAGCCUAUGGUACUAAGCGGUAUCGAAAAACGCGCCGAGGAUUUCGUAAAGCAAUGCAUAGACACAGCAAAGAAUACUGUCGAUGUCUACGUAAUUACAGAAUCCGCACAUCCCGAGAAUUACCCAUCGGAUCUCUCAUUGACAUAUCGCCUCAUUCAGCACCACUAUCCAGUCUUUUACCAGUACUUUUGCAAACUUCUUGACCUAUUCUUCGACCCACGAACCACUCCACUCGCAAAGGAUUUCGUACUUGGCGCUACCUCGAGAAUCGAUCCCGCCAACUUCACUCUUCUCAGUCGCCUACAAGACAAGACCGAGAGCGGUAGCAGUAUCAACCAGUUGGACAAUAUUGAUGUUGCCGCAGAAUGCAUGGAUCACAUGGUCGCUGGUAUUGACACCACAGGCGACUCGCUAUGCUUCUUGAUGUGGGAACUGUCACAGCCGGCAUCUCUUGACAUUCAGAGGAAGCUCCAACGGGAGAUUCAAGAUAACCCAGACAUUUCUUUUCAUAGGCUUUCCUUCCUUGACGCUGUGGUUCAAGAGGGACUACGAUGUUAUCCCGCGAUCCCAAUGUCUUUACCUCGGGUGGCCCCCCCAGGCGGAAAGACAAUCGACGACUUUUUUAUUCCUGAGGGUACUAUUGUGAGCAGCCAGGCAUACUCAGUACAUCGGCACAACUAUGAAGUCUUUCCUGAUCCCGACGUCUUCAACCCCGAGCGGUGGAUGUCUCCUAUUGGCGAGCCUGCGAGGAAGCGGCACAUGUUUGCGUUUUCCCAUGGCGGCAGAGGAUGUGUUGGAAAGCACCUCGCAUUGGCGGAGAUGAAAGUCCUGCUUCAUGCCGUAUAUGGCCGCUAUUGUACAGUUCCAGAUCCCGCGGCUCCUCCUGAGAGCAUGAGGUCCCACGAUCAGAUCAUUUCUGCCCGACCAUACGGACAACAGUGUCUCUUGAGAUUCAUCCCGUUACCGGAGUCAAAAGCCUAG
This is a messenger RNA of Diaporthe amygdali, 1392 nucleotides long. Its product is annotated as cytochrome P450. Bases 1 to 1392 code for a protein of 463 amino acids. Gene Ontology annotation, molecular function: oxidoreductase activity, acting on paired donors, with incorporation or reduction of molecular oxygen; iron ion binding; heme binding. The record is from RefSeq and is a predicted model, not a curated record. The transcript has 5 exons. NCBI's taxonomy places the organism in Eukaryota, Fungi, Ascomycota, Sordariomycetes, Diaporthales, Diaporthaceae.